Danio rerio (zebrafish) is the source of this 7524-nucleotide messenger RNA. NCBI's taxonomy places the organism in Eukaryota, Metazoa, Chordata, Actinopteri, Cypriniformes, Danionidae. The record is from RefSeq and is a predicted model, not a curated record.
GUGGGCGGGGCUCCGCUAUCCCGGGUCUGGAUUCUUCAUUCGGGAACGCUAGACAAGGCUGAACACGAAUGCAGCCAUAUUCGGCUUCGCGGAGCAGCACACCGGCUAGUCCCGCUCACACUCGAGGAUUCGCCUACCUCGAGAAAUCACCCAGUUUUGUGGGGGGCGUGUUUAUGUAGGUCCAAGGUGUGUGUAGUUCUUCGUUUAUUCCUGAAGAAUUCCAGCUGAGCGGAAUGAGCGUCCAGUCAUCCUGAGAUUCGACGGGAGAAAAAGCCCCGACACAUCCCGCAAAGUGGAAAGUACAGAUUUGUCCGGAUUAAGGCGAAUGGAGCCGACGGGGCCUCAGGAGUGAGGAGGGGGGAGGAAAGGCUGGAAACCGGCGGACAACAGCGGGGUUAGGCGCAUUAGGGCUUCGUUUAUCUCAGCACAAUGUUGGGCACAUUUUGCUAGCUGGCUAGCUGGAUGGCUGGCUAGCAGUUGGAGUCUGGGACUUCAGAGCUCCACACGUUUUGGCCAGAUAAACACCAACUGUGUGUAUUUAUAACGCGAAUACCGGUUAUAUUAAAUCCGACAAGUGUUAUUUCACAUCUUCUGGCUCUGGGAGUGGUAGCCAGGCCGCUAAAUUGGUAGAAAAUGUCUGCGAAGGUGCGCCUGAAGAAGUUGGAGCAGUUGCUGCUGGAUGGCCAUCAGAAAAACGACAAGUCACUGAGUGUGGAGACACUGCUGGAUAUUCUCAUAUGUUUAUACAACGAGUGCAGCAACUCGCCCUUAAAACGGGAAAAACACGUGACGGACUUUUUGGAAUGGGUGAAGCCGUUUACAACCACUGUGAAAGAGAUGCGCCUUCACAGAGACGACUUCGAGAUGCUGAAAGUGAUCGGCAGGGGAGCCUUUGGAGAGGUUGCUGUGGUAAAGAUGAAGCACACAGAGCGGGUUUACGCCAUGAAGAUCCUCAACAAGUGGGAGAUGCUGAAAAGGGCUGAGACGGCAUGCUUUCGGGAAGAGAGGAACGUCCUGGUGAAUGGAGACUGCCAGUGGAUCACUACCCUUCAUUAUGCUUUUCAGGAUGACAACUAUCUGUACUUGGUGAUGGAUUAUUACGUUGGCGGUGACCUGCUGACGCUGCUUAGUAAAUUUGAAGACCGGCUGCCGGAGGACAUGGCCAAGUUCUACGUGGCGGAGAUGGUUCUCGCCAUCCACUCCAUCCAUCAGCAGCGCUACGUACACAGGGAUAUAAAACCCGACAACGUGCUGCUGGACAUGAACGGCCACAUCCGACUCGCUGACUUCGGCUCCUGUCUGAAGAUGAUGCAAGACGGCACGGUCCAAUCUUCAGUGGCUGUGGGCACACCAGACUACAUCUCUCCAGAGAUCCUGCAGGCCAUGGAGGACGGCAUGGGGAAAUACGGGCCGGAGUGUGACUGGUGGUCGCUGGGCGUUUGCAUGUAUGAGAUGCUGUACGGCGAGACACCCUUUUACGCCGAAUCCCUGGUGGAGACCUAUGGAAAGAUCAUGAACCAUGAGGAGCGUUUCCAGUUCCCUUCCCACAUCACGGAUGUAUCCGAGGAUGCUAAAGACCUGAUCCAGAGGCUGAUUUGCAGCCGAGAGCGCCGUUUGGGUCAACAUGGCAUCGAGGAGUUCAGGAAGCACGCCUUUUUCUCCGGCAUCGACUGGGAGAACAUCCGGAACAUGGAGGCGCCAUACAUCCCUGACGUCAGCUCUCCAUCAGACACCUCCAACUUUGAUGUAGAUGAUGACGUACUGAAGAAUCCAGACAUUGCUCCUCCAGUUUCUCACACGGGUUUCACCGGGCAGCACUUGCCCUUUGUGGGCUUCACCUACACUACAGAGAGCUGUUUCUCAGACGGCGGCAGCAUGAGGGGUGUGGCGCUGUCUGACGGGGGCACCGGGGAGGAUCUCCAGGAUGGAGGCAUGCAGGUGGAGGCCUUUGAGAAGAGGAUUCGCUGCCUGGAGCAAGAGAAAUUGGAGCUUAACCGUAAGCUGCAAGAAUCCACUCAGGCUGUUCAAUCUCUUCAUGGCUCUGGUCGAGGAGCCGGCACUCUCGGACGAGAUAAAGAGAUUAAAAAACUUAAUGAGGAAAUCGAUCGGCUUAAAAAGAAACUGGCAGACUCUGAUAGGCUGGAGCACCAGUUGGAGGAAGCAGUGACUCUUCGACAGGACUUUGAAAGUUCCUCCACCAAACUAAAAGCCCUGGACAAGCAAGUCAAAGCUCUCAAGCUGGAGAAAGAGGAUAUUCAUAAGCAACUGGUGGAGUCUUUGGACCGCCUGAAGUCUCAGACCAAGGAGCUGAAGGACGCGCACCAGCAGAGGAAGCUGGCCAUGCAGGAGUUCUCGGAGGUGAACGAGCGUAUGGCCGAACUGCGCUCCCAGAAGCAGCGUCUGUCGCGCCAGCUGCGGGACAAGGAGGAGGAGAUGGAGGUGGUGAUGCAGAAAAUCGACGCCAUGCGCCAGGACAUCCGCAAAACCGAGAAGGCCCGCAAGGAGCUGGAGUCUCAGCUGGAGGAUGCGCGUGCCGAAGCUUCUAAGGAGCGUAAACUUCGAGAGCACAGUGAGGUUUACUCCAAACAACUGGAGAGUGAACUGGAGACACUCAAGGUGAAGCAGGGCGCAGGUCGUGCGUCAGGCCUCGGUGCAGAGACUCAGCAGGAGCUCACCAAACUCAAGUCUGAGCUAGAUAAGAAAGGACUGUAUUAUGAGGAAGAGCUGGUGAGACGUGAAGCCAGUCACACUACAGAGAUGAAAAACCUGAGGAAGGAGCUCCAGGACUCUGAGGGUCAGCAGCUCUCCCUGCACAAAGAGCUGCUUGCGCUUAAAGAAAAACUGGAAAAGGCCAAGAGAGAACGGCAAAUUGAGAUGGAAGAGGCCAUUAAUGCCCUGAAAGAGCAGUAUGAACGUGAACGCAACCUUAUGAGUGAAGACAACCGCAAACUCACUGCAGAAACAGACCGGCUCUGCAGUUUUGUGGACAAGCUGACCGCUCAGAACAGGCAACUGGAGGACGAGCUCCAGGAACUGGCAUCAAAGAAGGAGAGCGUAGCACACUGGGAAGCACAGAUCGCAGAGAUUAUCCAGUGGGUGAGCGAUGAGAAAGACGCACGCGGCUACCUUCAGGCUCUGGCCUCCAAGAUGACAGAAGAGUUGGAGUCUCUGCGCAGCUCCAGUUUGGGAUCCAGAACACUGGAUCCGUUGUGGAAGGUGCGUCGCAGUCAAAAGCUGGAUAUGUCUGCCCGUCUAGAGCUGCAGUCGGCCUUGGAAGCUGAAAUCCGUGCCAAGCAACUGGUUCACGAUGAACUGCGCAAGGUCAAAGCUGCCAACAUCUCUUUCGAGAGCAAACUGAAGGACACCGAGGCCAAGAACAGAGAGUUGGAGGAACAGCUGGAGAACAUGAAGAAGGAGAUGGAGGAGAGCCGCUCACGAUCAGACAAAGGCCUGAAACUGCCAGACUUCCAGGACUCCAUCUUUGACUACUUCAAUACCUCUCCUCUUGCCCAUGAGCUGACAUUCAGAGACUCUGUCUCCUCCUCAUCUGCAUCUUCUCUGCUUGCAUUUUGGGACGAAACCAGCUCUGUCGGAGAUGUGGACGUCGCACCUCAGAAGACUGACAUUCCCCCUUCCUCCCCAUCAGCAGCUACAGAACAGGAUGAAGCAGUCAAGCCUCAAGCGACCACUCCUGCUACUCCUUCUCCAAUGUAUCAGCCCACUCUCACUGCACCAAAGCCCAAAGCCCAUCAGCUGAGCAUCAAGACCUUCUCCAGCCCGACUCAGUGCACUCACUGUACUUCACUGAUGGUGGGCCAGAUGCGUCAAGGAUACGCCUGCGAGGUAUGCUCUUUCAUCUGCCACGUGUCCUGUAAAGACAACGCACCCCAGCUCUGCCCCAUUCCUCCCGAGCAGACCAAGAGGCCUCUGGGUAUUGAUGUGCAGAGGGGCAUUGGCACUGCGUACAAAGGUUUUGUCAGGAUCCCGAAGCCCACCGGAGUGAAGAAGGGCUGGCAGAGAGCAUAUGCUGUAGUGUGUGACUGUAAACUCUUUCUCUACGAGGUGCCAGAAGGGAAGUCCACUCAACCUGUCGUGAUGGCCAGUCAGGUCCUUGACUUGAGGGAUGAGGAGUUCUCUGUUAGCUCUGUGUUGGCAUCUGAUGUGAUCCAUGCCAACCAUAAAGACGUUCCCUGUAUAUUCAGGGUAACCUCGUCGGCUCUGAAAUCCUCGAUCCGGCCAGUUCCUUUGCUGAUUUUAGCUGAGAGCGAGGCGGAGAAGAGGAAGUGGGUGGGCAUCCUAGAGGGCCUGCAGAGCAUCCUAGCCAAAAACCGGCUGAAGAACCGCGUGGUGCAUGUGCUGCACGAGGCCUACGACAGCAGCCUACCUGCCAUCAAAACUACACUUUCUGCUGCCAUCGUAGAUCGAGAACGAAUUGUCUUGGGGACAGAAGAUGGCCUUUUUGUAGUCGAGAUCACCAGAGAUGUCAUUGUUCGUGCCGCUGACUGUAAAAAAGUCUGCCAGAUCGAGCUCAUCCCCAAAGAGAAGAUGGUGGCCCUGCUUUCUGGCCGUAAUCGCCAUGUCCAUUUAUACCCCUGGGCGGCACUAGAGGGCGCUGAAGGGGGUUUCGAUGCCAAGCUGACAGAUACGAGAGGCUGCCAGGCCAUGACCAUCGGUAACCUCCGCCCUGGCGGUCCAGCGUGUCUCUUUGCAGGCGUGAAGCGGCAGGUUUUCUGUUAUGAAAUCACACGAGCGAAACCCCAUCAUCGCAAACUCUGGGAAGUGCAGGCGCCAGGGGUCGUCCAAUGGCUGGGGAUAAUUCGAGAACGGAUCUGCGUAGGUUACCCAUCAGGCUUUGCUCUGCUGGCCAUGCAGGGAGAAUCGUCGCCGGUCAGUCUGGUGAGCCCAGGUGACCCCUCGCUGGCAUUUUUGGCCCAGCAGCCUCUGGAUGCACUUCAUGCUAUGGAAGUGGGGUCCAAUGAGCUGCUGCUGUGCUUCAGUCAGCUGGGAGUGUACGUGGACGCGACUGGAAGACGAUCACGAACUCAGGAGCUCAUGUGGCCCUCCACACCGCUCGCCUGCAGCUCAAACUCGAACUGCCUGACGGUGUACAGCGAUUAUGGGGUCGACGUGUUUGAUGUUCACACUAUGGAAUGGGUUCAGACCAUCUCAUUAAGAAAAAUUCGACCUCUGAAUGUGGAAGGCAGUCUAAACCUUUUGAGCAUUGAGCAACCCCAUCUCAUCUAUUUCAGCAACAACUCCUCGGAUGGCUGUGACCUGGCCAUCCCCGAGACCUCAGACAACAGCAAGAAGCUGAUGGUGAGGACGCGCAGCAAGAGGAAGUUCCUUUUUAAAGUACCAGAGGAGGAGCGGCUGCAGCAGAGAAGGGAGAUGCUGAGGGAUCCUGAAAUGAGAUCCAAGCUAAUCUCUCACCCCACCAACUUCAAUCACGUUGCUCACAUGGGCCCAGGCGACGGCAUGCAGGUCCUCAUGGAUCUGCCUCUGCCGAGCGAGACUCCCUCCCCCUCAUCCUCUCGCCACCAUGCCCUGAUCUCCCCUCCGACCAACUUUGAGCACGUCUAUCACAUGAGUCCCGUCUCUGCCGGGCUCUAUCUGCAGAAAGAGCCUUCCUCCCAGCAGAGCCUCCUUCAGUUCUCCUCUUCCUCCUCCUCUCCUUCCACAUCCUCCCUGGGAAGGAGUGUGAUGCCCUCUUCUCAGGAUGACCUGUCUAAAGACAAACCUCGACCUCUGUCUAGCAUCUCACGCCAACAGAGGAGCAAGACCCACAUCACCCGUACCGCCUCAGGAGGGGGAGACUUCGGAGGAGCAGGGUCGUCCCGCAGUAUUUCUGAUCAGGAUCAAGACUACGAGCGAGAGCCCGACUCAGACUCGACCAAGCAUUCCACCCCCUCGAACAGCUCCAACCCCAGCAGCCCACCGAGCCCCAACUCUCCCCACCGCAGUCAGCUGACUCUGGACAGCCUGGAUCAGUCCCUGGAUGGUUGAAAGAAAGAGGACGCGACCCUUCAUAAGCGUCCCACACACACACACACACCCUGCAUAUCCACCUUCUCUGCAAGGACUUGCUCAAGAAGUGCCAAGACCCUUCCAGCUCACGGGCCCAAAGGUUUAAACGAUAAAAAGAAGCCUCAAUCGCCACAAGCAGAGAGUGUCAGGUGUGUGUGUGUCCGAAAAAGAGAAAACAAAUCAUCAGAGCCACCAAAAUAAGAGGUAAAAGCCCCCCUCUGGUGGAAAUUUCACGGUAUUACACUACCCGGCUCAGAUUAGCAGCAUGACAGACUUUUAUUUUAUUUUAUUUUAAACCUAAUUUCACGCCAUGCUCCUGCAAGUUGUUUUUUUUAAUUGUUAUUUACUUUAGUAAGUGAAAAUGCAUCACAUCUGCUGUGUCGGAAUUGCUUCUGGAUGAUUAUUAGCUUCCCUUCAAAUCGCUCAAUUGAGUGAGGGGAAGAGACUGCUGUUUUUAAAUGUAUAUUAUCAGGAUCACUCAUCAAAGCGGCCGAAGAGAGGAGCGUUUUGGGAUUAGAAACAAAUGAUCAGAGGAUGAUAAAGGACUGGGACAUUCUUGUAUAAACCAGUUGGACCAGUAACAGGUUCAUCACAGGAUCGUCUCAUCUCAUACGAGCAAUAGAUCACCGCCAGAGACUUUAAAGCCAAACCAGAGGGCACUUUUAUUGUCAUGUAACUCCUCUCUCUCUCUUUCAGUUGUGCAUUUAAACCAGCCUUUAUAAAUAUUCAUGUUUUAACGUAGAUGUUUCCCACAAAGAUAUCUAAUUCAGCUUCAGAGGCGAACAAAAGCGACGAAAAUGAAACUUUACGUAUAGAUAAGUGUUUUAAUAUUAUUAAUAAUAAUAAUGAAAACAGAAGAGAACGGCACACGGCUACAACUAUUCAUAGGAUUUCAGUAGUUCCUCUUAAGCUGCUACUGCUGCUUCGUGUGCUCUAUUUAAAAUAAAAGCGAGAAAAAAAAAAAAGAAAUGUAUAUGUGAUAUGGUUAUCUCAUCAUAGCCGUGCUCUGGUUCCCGAUGUUGACACGCGCGAUCCGUCACUCGUAUCAGAAAGCUGCUAUGUGUUUUUGUCUGUGUGUUAACAUCGUGCAGGCGUGGCUGGCAUAUCCAUUAUCACUCAAGUGUGCCUUCAGUGCCAACUUUCGUUUCAGUAAUAAACUGCGCUAAAGCAUUUCAGUGGUGUGGACGAGGCCGACGGUGAUGUGUUAUGUUUUCCCCCCCGCCCUUCUGAAACACUGUAAGACACUUGCACACGUUUUUAGUACAAGGAAAUGAUUUUGUGUGAAUGUUCUAAUUUUUUUCCUCCUCCCUUCUUUAUUUCCCCGUAUUUCACUUGUCUGCUUCAUCAGAUGGACGUUUAUCCUCAGAACACUACUGCUUUUACUUUAAAAGAAGAAGAAAAAAAACGAAUCACAGGUUGAAAUCUUUGUAAUUAUUGACUUGUUAGCCACAUAAAUUUGAACAAACAAUAAAAGAGUACCUGUUGUGCUUUUUUGUUGAA